Molecule: messenger RNA, 1616 nt
Organism: Paramormyrops kingsleyae
Lineage: Eukaryota; Metazoa; Chordata; Actinopteri; Osteoglossiformes; Mormyridae
Source: RefSeq, a predicted model, not a curated record
GGCACAGAGUGUGAGGAUAGCGGCGUAUUUUUGGGCAAUCCGCUCUCUGUACGUGUAUCACCCCGCAGACCCAAAAAAAUCAGAAAUUCACCACCUUAUCCAAGUUCGAACUGACCCGAAAUCACAGUCCUCUAACAUUUCAUUUGUUUUGAUAUAAGGUGUUCCUUAGCUAUUCCACGGCCAGCUAGCUGUUGAUUUUCCCUGGGAGAUUAGAAUAAUAUUUAGAUGACAAUAUGAGUGGCGGGGUCUAUGGCGGAGAUGAGGUGGGGGCCCUUGUGUUUGACAUCGGCUCUUUCUCAACAAGAGCAGGAUAUGCGGGUGAGGACUGUCCCAAGGCAGAUUUCCCAACCUCGUUGGGGGUGCAGGUGGAUGAGGAAGGCGGGGGAGAGCUGGCGGGAGAGCAGGAGAAGGCCACAGGGGGGCGUACCUUCUAUCUGGACACUAACACGCUGCACGUCGCCCGCGCAGGGGUGGAGACAGUGUCACCACUGAAGAACGGCAUGAUUGAGGACUGGGAGGCUUUCCGGGCCAUUCUGGACCACACCUACUGCAAGCACAUCAAGUCAGAGCCCAGUCUGCACCCAGUGCUGAUGUCAGAGGCUCCGUGGAACACACGGGUGAAGAGGGAGAAGCUGACAGAGCUGAUGUUUGAGCACUACAACAUCCCCGCCUUCUUCCUGUGUAAGACCGCCGUGCUCACAGCCUUCGCCAAUGGCAGAGCCACUGGGCUGGUACUGGACAGCGGUGCCACUCACACGACAGCCAUACCAGUGCAUGAUGGGUACGUCCUUCAGCAAGGCAUCGUCAAGUCUCCGUUGGCUGGGGACUUCAUCACCAUGCAGUGCCGGGAGCUCUUCCAGGAGAUGAACAUCGACAUCAUCCCACCGUACAUGAUCGCCGCCAAGGAGCCAGUGAGGGAAGGAGCUCCACCCAACUGGACAAAGAAAGACAAGUUGCCCCCAGUCACUAAGUCGUGGCACACAUACAUGUGUAAUGAAAUCAUUCAGGAUUUUCAGGCUUCGGUGCUCCAAGUGUCGGACUCCCCCUAUGACGAGCAAGUUGCUGCCCAGAUGCCCACAGUGCACUACGAGAUGCCCAGUGGCUAUACCACCGACUACGGGGCAGAGAGACUACGUAUCCCAGAAGGCCUUUUUGACCCUUCUAAUGUCAAGGGUCUCUCUGGGAACACCAUGCUUGGAGUCGGACACGUGGUCACCACCAGCAUUGGCAUGUGUGACAUAGACAUCCGCCCUGGCCUGUACGGCAGUGUUGUUGUCACCGGGGGAAAUACUCUUCUACAAGGCUUCACAGAGAGGCUCAACAGGGAGCUGUCCCAGAAGGCCCCCCCGAGCAUGAGGUUGAAGCUGAUCGCCAGCAACAGCUCCAUGGAGCGUCGCUUCAGCCCCUGGAUUGGGGGCUCCAUACUAGCUUCCCUGGGAACCUUCCAGCAGAUGUGGAUCUCCAAACAGGAGUAUGAGGAGGGCGGCAAGCAGACCGUGGAGAGGAAAUGUCCCUGACCCCCAGCUGGCGCAGCAAGCAUCCACAGCGACAGCAGGGGGCGCUCAAAACACAAACUGACUCUGAACCCAUGGGCAGAAUAAAAACCACCAUCACAA